Molecule: messenger RNA, 3039 nt
Organism: Malaya genurostris
Lineage: Eukaryota; Metazoa; Arthropoda; Insecta; Diptera; Culicidae
Product: membrane alanyl aminopeptidase-like
Exons: 7
Coding region: 152-2971 (939 amino acids)
Biological process (GO): proteolysis; peptide catabolic process
Cellular component (GO): cytoplasm
Molecular function (GO): peptide binding; metalloaminopeptidase activity; zinc ion binding
Source: RefSeq, a predicted model, not a curated record
UGAUAAUGAUGGUUAUGACAGUCAUGAACGCCUCUGGUCAGUUGUAAUAUAAGUACUACGCGUUCAAUCGUUCUGUUGAAUAGUUAGUCGGUAAUUCCACGGGUGGCUACUUCGGCUUCUUCGCCGUGUGGUAGUCAAGUUCAAUCAUAAGAUGAAAAGUGCGCGGAGUCUAUUUCUAUGUCUGGUAACAGUUUUCUGUUCCGUGCUCUCAAAUCCGGUAGAUCUUUUUCAUCCUGAAGUUUUUGAAGAGUCUCUACGAGCAGAGCUGGAAGAAUACCGUUUGAACGAUGACGUUUUACCAUCUCAUUAUGAUAUCGAGUUAACUCCAUACUUCGAAGACGAGGGCGAUCACAAAGCAUUUACUUUUGAUGGGGAAGUUUUCAUCACGUUAAGACCAACAAAGGCCGAGGUUAAGAAGAUUGAUCUCCAUGUAGCUAGUAUUACAAUAGAAUCCGUAAAUUUAAAAUUAUUUGAUAAUAGUAAAGAUGUGAAGCUUGGGGAAGUUAGUUACAACAACGAUACGGAGAUCCUCAGCAUACCAGUGAAUGAUGUAUUUGCGGAGAUGGAGGAUUACUUACUAAUUAUUCGUUACAUAGGUGUUUUGGGUGAUGAUAUGAGGGGAUUUUAUAGAAGUUAUUAUAAGGAGAGAGACACGAAAAUUUGGUUGGCGUCCACUCAGUUCCAGACUACGUCAGCGAGGCGUGCAUUUCCUUGUUUUGAUGAACCUAAAUUCAAGGCUACAUUCCAGUUGAAAAUCAAUCGUCCGUAUACUUAUCGAUCGUUUUCGAAUACUAAAAUCAUGAGCCAGUCCUACAUUAGUGACACUCGUAUUCAAGACUUGUUUGAAGAAACUCCGGUGAUGUCAACUUAUCUGGUUGCAUUCAUUGUGGCCGAUUACAUAGAGAACACAAAGAGCAAUAUGGGUAUCUUGGCUCGACCCGAGGCAUGGGAUCAGACCAAAUACAGUUUGCAAGUCGGUAUUGAUUUGUUACACGAAUUAGAAAUGUGGAUUGAUUAUCCAUAUAGUUCCGUUCCGAGUAUGGAUCGAAUGUAUAUGGCAGCGAUUCCAGAUUUUUCAGCUGGAGCAAUGGAAAACUGGGGCUUGCUGACUUAUCGCGAGACCAAUAUACUCUACCAUAGCGACGAUUCGACUAGCAUGCAACAGCAGCGCAUUGCUGCAGUCAUUGCACACGAAAUUGCUCAUCAGUGGUUUGGGGAUUUGGUUACUUGUGAGUGGUGGGAUGUCACUUGGUUGAAUGAAGGGUUUGCUCGUUACUUCCAAUACUAUGGUACAGCUUUGGUUGAAGACAGCUGGAAUUUGCCAUACCAGUUCGUAAUUGAACAGCUACAGGGAGUUAUGCAGAUGGAUAGCUUGGAAUCAACUCACCCCAUGACUCACGAUGUGUAUACUCCGGCUCAAGUGAGCAAUAUUUUCGAUAGCAUCUCAUAUAAUAAAGGGGCUGUUGUAUUGAGAAUGGUUGAGCAUAUCCUAUCUACGGGAAGAUUUAAAGCUGGUCUUGCAGCGUACAUCAAAGAACGUGCGUUCAAAACUACUAGACCAGAAAAUCUAUUUGCGGCACUUAAUAUGCAAGGAAAUCCUACAAUAGGUAGUUUUAUGAAACCAUGGACAGUCCAAGCUGGUUAUCCACUAGUAAGUGUGAUUCAAACUACCGAUGGAUUUUCGGUAAAACAAAAAAGAUUCCUCCUCAGCGGUAUGGCUCAUGAAGAUAAAACGCUAUGGCCUCUUCCUAUUACUUAUGCAACGAAGUCCGAAGAUUUUGACAACACAAAACCGUCUAUUAUCGUUGAAACCGAAGAGUCUAAAAUUAAUGUUACCAAUCCAGAUCAACUGCCGUACUUCAUUCUAAACAAUCAGCAGGUCGGAUACUAUCGCGUGAACUAUGAUGCAAAAAAUUGGGAAAAAAUCAACAAAGCACUUAAAUCAAAUGGUUUUGGCGGUAUCCACGUCCUCAACCGAGCACAGAUUGUUGAUGAUUUAUUCAAUUUAGCUCGCGCAGGAGAAGUUAAAUAUGAAACAGCAUUAGAAAUCAUAGAUUACCUUCAGGAUGAAACGGAAUAUCCACCCUGGUUAUCAGCAGUGAACGGUUUCACAAUCUUAUCUCGCCGGAUUCAUCAUGACGACGAAGAGUUAUUCGCUCAAUAUAUCUUACAUCUAUUCAGGAAGGUAUAUAGUUUAGUGAAAUUCCAAGAGCCUGCGGCGAACGAAGAUCGUCUCUUAACGUACCUUCGAAUAAAUGUUCUUCAAUGGGCUUGCAACUAUGGUUUGGAAGCAUGCAAAAAGGAUGCUGCUGCCGAAUUCAAGCGGUAUUUUGAGAACCGUGGCAAAAAAGUUCAUCCUGAUAUUCGACAAGUUGUCUAUUGUGAAGGUAUUCGUCAGGGCACUGAAGAACACUUCAGCUUUCUAUGGAAUCAAUAUCUUUCCACUAACGUGGCAACCGAACAGAUUCUUAUUCUUCAGGGACUAGGUUGUGCUAAAGAUAAACAGCAAAUUCACACACUGAUGGAUGCUAUAAUCUCAGAUAAUAUCAGACCGCAAGAUAAGAGUAGUGCCUUUUCAUAUCUUCUUGCCAAUCCAUACACUCUUGAUCAUCUUUCCGAGUAUCUACGAACGAAUUAUACAGAAUGGGCCGAAGCACAUGGUUCGUACAUGAACGUGGCAUCGGCGUUCAACAGUUUGUUGGCACGCAUGAAAACCGCUGAACAGAUAAGCAAUAUUGAAACAUUCGCGACCAAUAACAAAGAUGUGCUUGGUGAAUCGGCCUACAACUCAAUUCAACAAGGGAUCUCUGAUGUCAACGCUAACCAAAAAUUUAUAGAAAACAAUCGUGAAGUCUUGAAAAAAUUCCUUAAAGAGAGAGCUUCCGGUGCUAGUACAAUAACCAUAUCUUUGAUUACAUUAAUUGGAGUUGUUAUAGCUGUGAUGCGGAAAGAUUUUAUGUUUAAUUUAUAAUUCGAUUUCAGUAGUAUAAAAUGAAAUAGAAAGACUGAAACAACUGUUGAAAAUAGUUUACGAGAGAA